This is a messenger RNA of Theileria parva strain Muguga, 1575 nucleotides long. RefSeq names its product Major Facilitator Superfamily protein. Gene Ontology annotation, molecular function: transmembrane transporter activity. Gene Ontology annotation, biological process: transmembrane transport. The coding region runs from base 234 to 1559 and encodes 441 amino acids. The record is from RefSeq and is a predicted model, not a curated record. The transcript has a single exon. Lineage: Eukaryota; Apicomplexa; Aconoidasida; Piroplasmida; Theileriidae.
UUUUAUAAUUUUUUUAUAUUAUAUUUUGUAUAAUAGUUUUUAUUAGUAUCUGUAUUUUUAUCAAAUUCGCUCUAUUGUUGUAUUCUAUUAGCUUCUAUUUAUUUGUACAUUAUUUUUAUCCCUAACGGAUGUUGUUUUUAGUUAAGUUAGAUGAAUUUAUUAAUUUCACAAUACACUGAACUUACGACUAAUUUUUAGAAUUUGUAACAUAAAUCAAAUAAACUUAAAUUAUAAUGAAGGUAUUCUGGCUGUAUCGAUUGAUUCUAUACUUCAUUAUCUCAACAACCAUCGGACCGUACUACGAUGGCUGGUCCUCCACAGCUAAGUAUUUGAUUAGCGAAGGAGUAUUUUCUAAGUUGUGUCAGGACGGAGAUGAGCCACCAAAGCUGUUUUACCUAAAGCCUCUGUGUGACCAUCAGGCUUACACUGUGGGCAGAUUACUGUCAUUUUACAGGAUUUCAGAGUUUUUGUCAAGCAUUUUCACUGGGAUUUUCAUGGACAACCUUGGCCCUAAAUUUACCGUUUUAUUUUCGAUAAUACUCAGGGUUGUUUCUUGGAUUUUGAUACCCUUAUGUACCAACGUUCACGCAGUUAUCAUCCUCUCUUGUAUCCUCUGUGGCAUUUCCUCUAAUGGAAUUGCGUUCCCAGUAUUCACUAUCGCACAAUACUCUAAGAAAUACUUCAAUGCGUGCAUGGUUGCAAUUUCCGUUUCUCUGAGUUUCGGCACGUUCUACACAUUCAUCCUCAACCGUAUUAAGUACUGGCUCUCAGAUUACAAGCCCAUCAACAUCAUUGUUUUCAUGCUCAUUCUAACACAUUUGCCCAUUUUUAUACUCUCCCUGUUUCUGUUCCCAAACUCCCUGGAGAAAGAUGUAAAGCUUAAUAUAACAGAAGAAAUGCACUCUAAGAAGCAAAAAUCCCUGUCUGAAACUCGUGAAGAAGCUUUAUACAUUCCCAACAAUAAGUGGGAAUUUAAGACCUUUUUAUCGAUUCUUGGCCGAAUUGAUAUCCUCGUUUUGUCUUUCGCCUCCAUGGUGAAUGUGAUUUCACUCACUUUUGCUCAGGAGUCAUUCCCUAUUUUGUAUGGUGACAACAAAACUGCUCUAACUGUUAACGAGAUUUUAAUCCCGCUCUCGUUUGUUUUUUCCAUACUUUCAACCUUUGUUCUCAACAAAGUUGGUUCCGUUCCCAUCAUCCUCUUCCUCAACGUCAUCAGCGCAGUCAUGCACAUGACAAUGUUUUUCACCAACUUACCCGCCUCUGUCUUCACAAGCAUUUUAAUGUCACUAAACUACAGUCUUUUCAUGACGCAGUACUACAUUUAUUUGGACAGCCAAGUUCCUAUACAGUACCAAGGAAGUAUUAAGGGGUUCCUCGUCACUCUUAUAGGCUUUGUACUCUUUGUUAAUAUUGGACUUAAUUAUCUUUCCAAGACUUACUUCUACACCAGGGAGAUACACCUAGCAAUUAUGGCAAUAAGGUUUUUGGUGAGUUUGCCGCUGUACUUUUUCCUAAAGCGAGAGUUGCCUUCACGCUCAAAGUCGUUUGACAUGGCAUAAUCUGCUAUUAUUGCUG